GUUUCUGUUCGUAUAAUUGUGUUAGCCGACUGACGUUGCGUCCGCGAGCGACACGGAACGUGCCAGUGGCAUCUCUAGUCUUUUGCUGGCUCUGCUGAAACAGCAGGUCUUUUUCUGUGUAUUUUACCAAUUUGGAGGUCAACUGCUCUGAUGGCCUCAGAAGUUCAUUUCUUAGCUUGUCCGAGACUUUCUUUUUUCCGGACUCAUAAACAAAAUCUUCAAAUUGUUCAUCCACCUCUAUUUCCGGCUUCCGAUCCUUGGCUUUGCGAGCCACCGGGGGCGUUGGCGGCUCGACUUUGCGCACUUUGUAUUCUAUCUUUCGCUCCAUUGGACUAUCUGUGACCUCCCUCUUCUCGAAGUCCAAAAUGUCAUCCAUGCUGAUUACCUCCUCGAAGUCUCUCAACUGAUGUCCGUUCACAAGCACCUUAUCGUAAUUGCGGAAGAGCGAGCACAGAAACUUGAAUAACGAGUCAAACCCAUUGUCGAGCUCUUGGUGGGUCCUCUCGUUAUACAGGAUUUUCGUGAAAGACAAAAUCAACCGUAAAUUUUGUCUCUCUUUCAUCUGCGAGAUGUUUUUAGCUUGAGGCUCGGUUUCUUCAUGGGACAAUUUGACUGUUAGACGAUGCAUCAGCACUAACAGCUUCACCAGAAUAUAGCUAUUGUCGUAAUUGAGACGCUGGACGUUCAAUAUCGGAGUUGAAUUGUUGAGAGACCUCAAAACUGGUCUUCUGGAGACAGGAUACUUGAAAGACAACAACUCACCAAGAGCCGUGUUCAGAUCUUCGAGUCGUGAGAAGUCGUAGUUAUACUUGGUGAGCACGUCGAGAGGAACAAGUGGCUGGUCAGAUUCGCUCAGCUGAGCGAUGAACUUCUCGAGGAUGAGAUAAUGCUCCAGAAACGAGAAAUCAGACAAGCAAAGCCGCUGAUCACGACUGAGAGCGUCGCUAAAUAUCUCAACAGCAACAAGAGUCUCGUGCUUCAACUGUCCACCUUUAAUCAAUAUCAACCACUCUUCGGGCGUUAAUUGUUUGUCCAGAUGCUUGGUUGUCAUGUAUGAGAGAAGAUUGUUGUAAAUUUUGGAGAACUGUUUGAAUGCCAAACCAUGCGACAGGUUCAAUGGCACCCCAUAUAUUUUGGGGAAUUGUCUAUUGAGAACGAUGCGAUCGUUGUGGUAUACAAUUUUAUCCACAAGGUAGCAGGUGAGGGAAAUGGGAAUCUUGGUGAUAUCGAUAUGUUGGGCCAAAAUGGACAGGUUCUCACAAUAAACAAUCUGCCUCGUGAAAUUCCAAAACCUUUUGAAAAAGUCUACAACAGACUUCACGAUCCAGUUACUUCCGUGUACCAAGUACACCUUGUAGAGAUAUCUUUUAUUUUGUGAUGGGAUGAGGCUGAACAACUUCACCAGGUUCAAUGGCACUUUGAAUGAAGUGGCCUGGUCGUUAUCGUAAUCACAAAACCCUCCAGCUAAAAGAGCCAAGCAGUGAUCUUCUGCCGGCAUCUGGGAAACGAUCCGUUCCGCUAAUUGCGCUAUCUGCCGUUCAUUGGACAGAGAGGGGAAAAGUGUGGUGUCCAGAACAUAAAGAGGGAGCUCCGAUGACGGGUCGUAUGUGGUAGACUUGAAAAAUACGCGCGAGCCCAUGAAAAGUGAUGUAUCCACAACAAAAAAAAACCACGCUUUUUUUAUUUACAUUUAGGUGAAGAAAAAAAAACAUAUCCUAAAAAGGGGUGCAUAUCCUAUAUGACAUCCGUUAUUUUUCAUCUUUUCGUCGUCUCAACAGAAAUCAUGAAAUCAAUAACCGCGGGUCCCUCUACUCCUUUUUGUUUUCCUUGCUGGCAAGAUACCGCAAUUGCGCGUCGAAAGUAUCUCCAUUAGCUCCGCCAUCCCUGAUGACAGCAACUCUCAUAGUAGCCAACAAGUUGUGAGCAGCGUUCGAGUGGGCAUACACACCUCCAUUGAAGGCCAUUGUAGCAUCCUUACCAAAGGAGGUUUUUAGGAGAGCUUGCCCUCCCGGGUGCUCCGUAAGAAAGUUGGAGCAGUCAUGCACAAUGCCCGAAAUGAUCACCAGUCCUUUUUGUUCUUUGGCCUUCUCAAAGAAUGUGGACUUAUCCCACACUGGCAGCUCACUAAGCUGUGGACCCCAGUUGAGCUUGGCUCUCAUUCUGUCCAGCUUCUUCUGUUGCUGUUGUAAGAUACCCUGGUCAAUAGCGUUUUGCGAGAAUCUCUUCAGGUUAUAUGCAAGUCCAACCUUGGAGAGAAGGUAGAUAACCACCUUGGUUGGAUCGUAUUGGUACCAUUUGAGGGCGUUUCUGUAAUCUGAUGGGAAUUCGUGGUGGAAGUUAUGGUACCCUUCUCCAAAAGUGACGAGAGCGGUCAGAAUGUGGUCCCUUGGAGUUCUUCUAUCGUCGAAUGGUUGUUCUCCAAUCCAAUGGGCAAGUGAGUUCACACAGAAGGUUGCCUGCUGAAUGAACACGGCUCUCAGUAAUCCAGCGUAGAUAAACCCACCCCAAAAGUCAUUGAAUAGAAAGUGAGUCAAGAUGGCUGGGAAGAAGAAUGCCAUAACCACCAUGAGCAACAAGUAAUGUCUAUGCUGAACUCUGACAACCCAGUCAUCAAGCAAAUCGCUAAUAUCGGCUCUUGCCCUGUAUCUUGGAUUUGGCACUAAAAGCAUCCAUCCCAUAUGAGAAUACCAGAAACCCCUCUUCGCAUCGUAUGGGUCUCUUGGCGUGUCUGUGUAUCUGUGGUGGACCCUGUGCUGAUGUCCCCACAUCUUGAUAGAUCCUUCAACAGCAGAAGCUCCGAAGAGGGCGAAAAAGAUUUUCACAGGCAAUCUGCAAUCAUAGGCUCUGUGAGCCCAGUGUCUGUGAUAUCCAGCAGUGAUGGAGAGACCACCAAAGCAGUACAGUAUCACUGCGGUCACAAAAGUGUGAAGCUUCAGAGGAACCCAUUUGGUGGAGAUCAGUCCCGCUAGUGGCACAGCAAGCACCAAGGUGAAGUUGAGCCAGUUGAUGUGACGGUGCCAGUUCUCCCACGUCCAUGGCUGUUCGCUAAUAUGUUUCUGCUUGAGAUAUUUGUUUUUUAGUUCCCUGUCUUUAGCGAGCAUCAUAGCUACCGAGUCUUUGCUUAGUUCUUCAGCUGUGACAUCUGUCAUAGACUUGGUUCCCAUCAACUUUCCUCCAAUGCCAUAAGCCACUAUUCUCUUAGUGGGCUUGUUGGUACCUGCCGCCACAGCAUUAGCAGUGGAUAGGUCCACAGAAUCCAGUGCUGACAUUUUCGUGAGAAGAAUUGCCUGUACUAGUGAAUAUGUACUUAUAUUAAAAAAAAAAUUGAGAUCAAGCCACUAAUAAAACCGCCCCGUCGAUUUGUUGGGAUGCUGCCCAACAGAGAAUUUAAUCGACAGGCGUCGACAAAAGAUUUUUCUGUCGACAGCUGUCAUUUAUUUUUUGUGGGACAAAUUAGCUGCCGCCCUGUACGCUGGCUGAUGCUUCUAAUCAGUCAGUCUUUGACUGCCGGCGGACCUCGUAGUUUUUCCACCAUCUUCGUGCAACACUUUUAAUUGCAAACAACGCCCCAAUAAAUGGGAUAUACUCUAGCAGCGUGACCCACAAAGAAGGCUGCACUUUGCGUAUCACGCUAUCAAUCUUCUGGUUAAGCUCCUCAACACUAUUGUUAUUGUCUAGUACGUAAUCUGAUCGCUUGAUCUUGUCAUCGUUCGACAUCUGGCUUGCAAUUCUUUUUUCACACUCCGCACGGCUGAGUUCCGGAUUACGCUCCAUCAGCCUUUGCAAUUGUAUCUUUGGUUCGCAAACCACACUUACUACCAUGCCACAAAUAAUAUCCAUGCCUGCUUCGAAAAGCAACGGCACGUCAAGAACCACGAUUGACUCCAAUUUAAGCCAGCUGCACAGCAUCAGCCACAGCAUUUCUUUGCGCACUUGGCCAUGUGUGAUCUUGUUGAGAAUUUGCAAUUCGCCUUUAUUUUGAAACACAUAAGCUCCAAGAGCAGGUCUAUUCAAGGUGCCAUCGGGCAAAAUUAGGUCAGUAAUCUUAUCACCAAAAUAUCGCACUAUUUUCUUAUACGCAGGCCGUCCAGGCUCCACUAUUUGGUGAGCAAUCUCGUCGGCAUCGAUGACAGUUAUGUGAUACUCUUCUUGCAAGCGUUUGGACACGGUGGAUUUUCCGCUGGCUAUACCUCCGGUUAGUCCUAGAACAAGCAUAAUUAUUUUUUUAUUUUUCAUGGAUCCAUUAAAGAAAUUGGUCCACUGGCUUGAGGGCGACUCACAGCGUCCUGCAGCCCUCAUAUCCUCAAAACUCCAUGUCAAUAAAGUCGAUGUGACGGGUCGGUCGCUUGUAGCGAACAGCAAGAUAGCCAAAAACGAGCCACUGAUAACCGUGCCGCACUCUUAUUUAUUGAACUACGUGACAAUACUCAAACAUCUAGAGAAAAGCGCAAACUGGGAUUCUCCCAUCAACAGUACGAACUACAUCUAUGUUCCUGAGGGGCCGAUUGAUCCAAUUUAUGCCAAUUUCGAAUUAUCCAAACUGCUGCAGUUAUCGUCCUUUCAGCUUGUUUCACUCUACCUCGUUCUGGAAAAACAAAAACCAGAAUCUUAUUGGAAACCCUUCAUUGACGUGCUCCCGUCGAUAUCAGAGCUUGAUGGGAUGCCUAUGAUAUGGGCUCUUCAAAAUGACCCAAUAUUCGAUUUGCUACCAAAUUCUAUAAAAGAGCACUCUAAAGCCCAACAGGAAAAAUUCCUCAGCGACUACAAUGCUGUUCAAGAGUUUCUUUUGGUUGCUGGCUUGGACGGUACAAGUCUUGUCCCCCAAGAUGAUUUUUUAUGGGCUUGGGUUUGCUGCAAUUCGAGAUGCCUAUAUAUGGAACUACCAGAAAUAUUGGACAAACAGCUGGAGGAUAAUUUUACACUUGUUCCUUUUGUUGAUUUCAUCAACCACGCACCUGAGGAUCAUUGCUCCGUUAGUAUCUCUUCUACCAAAGGAUUUCAGGUGACGUCCGGGUCCCGUCCAUAUGGCAAUGGAGACCAAAUAUUUUUUAGCUAUGGAGCACACAGUGACGAGUUUCUUCUCUGCGAAUAUGGAUUCAUGCUACCCCCUUGUUGUAAUCCAUGGAACAGCCUUGAUAUAACACCUUACAUUUUGAAAUUGCUCAAAGGUGAACAGUCAGAAUUCCUCAAGAAGCACAACUACUACGGUGAGUACACUCUAACGUCAAAUGAAAUGUCGUUCCGAACUGAAAUUGCUCUGGCAACGCUGCAAGAGAAAGAUCUCAGCAAAAUACUGCCGAUGAUUAAUGGCAUGAGCGAAGGUGCUCCAUAUAAAAAAAAUACCAAUUUACUAGUUGAAAAGAUCCUGCAUAAAAUUCAGGCCGCCUCCAAAGAGAAACAAGAAGAAUUGCGCCGAUAUCCCGAAUGCUACAGGACAUCGUUAGUCAUUCAAGCGCAUCAUAAUAUCAAUAUCAUUUGCGACGCAUAUAUACAGUAUUGAAGAACUAAAAUUUACAGCAAGUUUGAAGCGCAUGCAACUCUUUUCUAAAACUUAUUGUUUCUGUCCCAACGGCGAUUCCCAUAAUUCUUUCUUUCGAAGUUACCUCCGUACCCAUUACCAAAUCUUCUUUGUUUGUAUGAUCCCUCAUUUCUGUCUCCAAAGUUCCUUUGUCCCCUGUUGUUGUAUCCUCCAGAAUUGAAUCCCUUUCUCAAAUUCCCUCUCACGUUGAAAACACCUUCGGCAUCACGAGAUGAAACUCUAAAUCUAUCAAGAUCGACAGCUUUGACAGAAGGCAGAUUACCUUCACCCAUAAAUUUUUGAUAAAGAUCACCACAAUCAAGAGCAAGACUUUUCGGAUCACCAUCUUUCUCUAUCCGAGGCACAGACCCAUAAGACCCUAAAAGCGACGUGAUCAUCUGGUUCAUAUCAGAUGGAAUGUCUCUCAAAGCGCUUAUCAUUUGCUUUUCGAAAUCGGGAGUAAUCUCAGGUUUUUCCAAAAUCUCAAACUCGUGACCUUCUUCCUUUAAUCUUUCAGCAUAAAACAUUUCAUGCUCGGUCAAUACGGAGAUAGACUCUCCUGUAGAUCCGGCUCUUCCUGUUCUACCCACCCUGUGAGUAUGCGAAGCUGUUUCAUAUUGCACUCCCAACUGAAUCACACAGUUGACACCAGGGAAAUCCAUACCUCUAGCACCGACGUUAGACGAGACCAAAACUCCCUUUCUAGCAUUUCUGAAUCUGACCUGGUUUCUGUUGCGAGCACCCUGACUCAAAUCGCCGUGCAGUGUGUAGACCUCGGCUUUUCUACCAUAGUAUUCGUCGAUGACCUCUUUAGCCAAACAAUAGAAGAAAUCCGUGGUCUUAAUGUUCGGCAUGAACACAAUAACCUUACCGUUGGUGGCAUCUAAUUUUUCAAUCAACAAUUUCAAGGCAACGGCAAAGCUUUCAAAAAGGCUAUUUGUGGUCACAAGUGACUGUUGGACACUGUCCGUCACUUCUGGGCCAGAACUCACAUCAAUAUAUUUGUAAUUCUCGCCCAUCAGUUUGCGGGCAAGUUCUUUCGUGUUCGAGUCCAUGGUGGCAGAAAACAUGGUCACUUUAAGCAAGCUAGGAUCUUGAUGAUUCUCUUUGAACCGGCUAACGACAGCCAAGAGAGCUUCCUUAAAAUCAUGAGCGCAAAGAACGUCAGCCUCAUCAAUAACAAAAUGUCUCAAAUCUUUGAAUGAUUUUGCAAAUGAUUCAUCAGACUCCAACAUGUCAAGCAAUCUUCCUGGUGUUGCCACUAAGGCCGCAGAUUUGAAUCUUCCAUUAACUCCCCUUCUAAUUUGAUCAUACUUCAUCUGCCCAACGCACAAAUCGAUGCCUCGGCGGUUGUUUCUAGGGGCAGAAACCUUCCAAACCUUAUCCAGAGCCCUUUGGGUUUGGAAAGCAAGGUCUCUAGUAGGGUUGAUCACCACCGUGUGAACACUGUCCUGCUUCCCAAAAUUUUUGUCACUCAACCACUCGUUGAUCACAGGGAGGCCAAACGCGUAGGUUUUACCAGUCCCAGUUUUUGCUCUCACUAACACACCAUUACUGGUAGUGAGCAUCUCUGGGAUCACUCUUCCUUGGACUUCAGUGAGGGUUUCACUAGCGACCUUUGUGAAAGCAUCCUGAAUUUUCAAGUGAAGGUCAGUUUGGUCAACCUGAAGGUUCAGACCUUCGGUGCUAUAAAAAGCAGCAGCUCUCCUAACGGCAGGGAUGCCUAAAGUAGCCUUCACGACAAGCAACGGCUUAGGAAGAACAAACAUUGAAAUAUCCUCCUGAGAUAAAAUUUUCAGGGAGCGAAAAUUUUUCCUCUACAGGGUCGAUCGACUUUAGAAAAUACCAAAAGUACGUAAUUAUCUUAGCAUGACUAGA
Messenger RNA from Ogataea polymorpha, 7396 nucleotides. RefSeq lists its product as uncharacterized. Gene Ontology annotation, molecular function: protein-lysine N-methyltransferase activity; protein binding. The transcript has a single exon. NCBI's taxonomy places the organism in Eukaryota, Fungi, Ascomycota, Pichiomycetes, Pichiales, Pichiaceae. The record is from RefSeq and is a predicted model, not a curated record. The coding region runs from base 4235 to 5500 and encodes 421 amino acids. Gene Ontology annotation, biological process: peptidyl-lysine trimethylation; peptidyl-lysine monomethylation.